AUGUCUGACCCGGAGGAUCUGCUCUCAGAAUCUCUGCAGACCUUGUACGACUAUACGCCCGUCGCGCACUCGUCGGCUGGGUCCCUCUUCACGUAUCGUUACCCCCACAAUCUUCCAUCACAUCUGUCGGCGAAAGCAGCUGCACCGAUAGAGCUGCAAACGCCUGACACUCAACCAGCCAAUUGGGCGCUGCAUGCAUCAUCAAUAUGGAUGUCAUCUCUAUUCAUCGCGGACCAUCUCGAGGACUUGGGUCUCGAUCGCCACUUACAUCGUGCUCAGGGCUUGCGCGUACCACUACGUAUAUUGGAACUGGGCGCGGGAGCAGGGCUUCCCAGCAUUGUGAUCGCGCGGCUCUAUGAUCGGGUGCAGGUGGUGUCCAGCGACUAUCCCGACGAGGAGCUUAUUCGCACCUUGGCGGACAACAUACAACGCAAUGGAGUACCCGGGAACUGUCGCGUUGUGCCAUAUGCCUGGGGAAGUGACCCCUCUGCUCUUUUCACACCCCAUGGCGCAGAGUCAUCCGAGAUGUCUGGCUUCGACGUGGUGAUCGCUGCAGAUACGCUGUGGAAUCCCGACUUGCACGAUGUCUUCACUCAGACGCUCUGUAUGACACUACGAAGGUCUUCCGAUGCUCGAAUAUACUUGGUCGCCGGAUUGCAUACGGGGAGGUACACAAUUCAGACAUUUUUGCGCACUCUCAUAGGUGCCGGACUCGAAGUCGAGGAAGCGACAGAACGGGAUGUGGGCGGCAGCGGUCGCCGUGCGUGGAACGUUGAGAGGGCGGACGGAGAGACGGAGCAGGACAGAAGACGAUGGGUUAUCUGGAUGGUGUUGAGGUGGUCGUCCGACCGGAUAGCAUGA
Molecule: messenger RNA, 861 nt
Organism: Postia placenta MAD-698-R-SB12
Lineage: Eukaryota; Fungi; Basidiomycota; Agaricomycetes; Polyporales; Adustoporiaceae
Exons: 1
Coding region: 1-861 (286 amino acids)
Biological process (GO): peptidyl-lysine dimethylation
Molecular function (GO): protein-lysine N-methyltransferase activity
Source: RefSeq, a predicted model, not a curated record